CUUCCGCCGCCGAGCGCGCUGCUUCCGGGAGCGCUGCGGCGGGGGGGGGGCAGGAGGCGUGGGGCCGCCGCUGCCAUGUCCGCUGCGGGACGUGCUCCCGGGCCCGGCUCCGGAGCCGCCUCUCGGCUUUGAAGACUGCUGAGGAACACACGAUUUGACUCAUUUAAGCAUUAAAAUAGUAAUACCCAUGGAAGAGCCACAAGACUUACCCGAACAACCAGUAAAAAAAGCCAAGAUGCAGGAAUCCAGAGAACAAAGCUUGAGUCAUGUGAGCAACACAGAAGUCAGUGAUCAGAAACCUGAAUCCUCAAGCCUUGGUUCAAACCUUCCCAUGUCCAGUGAGAUUAUGACAUGCACUGAUUAUAUCCCAAGGUCAUCAAAUGAUUAUACCUCACAAAUGUAUUCUGCAAAGCCAUAUGCACAUAUCCUUUCUGUACCUGUAUCGGAAACAAUGAGCCCUUACCCUGGUCAGACUCAGUACCAAGCACUACAGCAGUCUCAGCCCUACACCAUCUACCCCCAGACCACCCAAACCUAUGGACUACCUCCUUUCGGUGCACUGUGGCCAGGUAUGAAACCUGAAAGUGGUUUAAUUCAGACUCCAUCUACAAGUCAGCACAGUGUUCUUACCUGCACUACAGGGUUAACCACAAGCCAGCCCAGCCCAGCACAUUAUUCUUAUUCCAUUGAAGCAUCAACUACCAAUGCCAGUCCAGUCUCUACAUCCUCAACUGUUGUCAAUAUUUCCACAUCAGCAGUAGCCACCAUCUCACAGGACUAUCCUACGUACACGAUCCUUGGCCAAAGUCAGUACCAGACGUGUUACCCGAGUUCUGGCUUUGGGGUUGUAACACCAGCAGACAGCAACACGGAGAGUUCUGCAUUAGCAACAACUACAUACCCAACUGAAAAACCAAACGCCAUGGUGCCUACGCGGACGGUGCAGAGACAUUCCUCUGGAGAUGCAUCCACAAGUCCUUCAUUAUCAAGAGCAACAGCAAGUAAAGAGUUAGAUGAGCAGACAAGAAAAAACAUGCCUGGAAAAAACAGGGGGAAGAGGAAAGCAGAUACUUCUUCCUCACAGGACAGUGAACUGGAGCGAGUGUUUCUCUGGGACCUGGAUGAGACCAUCAUAAUCUUCCAUUCACUUCUCACAGGGUCUUAUGCUCAGAAAUAUGGCAAGGACCCAACUCUAGUGAUUGGCUCAGGUCUGUCAAUGGAGGAAAUGAUUUUUGAAGUGGCUGAUACUCACUUGUUUUUCAAUGACUUGGAGGAGUGUGACCAGGUACAUAUAGAAGAUGUGGCAUCUGAUGACAAUGGCCAAGAUUUAAGCAACUACAAUUUCUCCACGGAUGGCUUCAGUGGCUCAGGAAGUAAUGCAAAUCACGGCUCAUCAGUUGGUGUCCAGGGUGGAGUGGACUGGAUGAGAAAACUGGCCUUCCGCUACCGCAGGGUACGCGAGAUCUACGACAAAUACAAAACUAACGUUGGAGGCCUCCUUAGCCCCCAGAAGAGGGAAGCUCUGCAGCGACUAAGGACGGACAUAGAAGUACUAACGGAUUCCUGGCUGGAAACUGCAUUGAAGUCCCUGCUACUCAUACAGUCCAGAAAAAACUGUGUGAACAUCCUGAUCACAACCACCCAACUGGUGCCAGCUCUUGCCAAAGUUCUCCUAUAUGGAUUGGGCGAGGUGUUUCCCAUCGAAAAUAUUUAUAGUGCUACAAAAAUAGGUAAAGAGAGCUGUUUUGAGAGGAUCGUGUCACGAUUUGGAAAGAAAGUCACCUAUGUGGUAAUUGGAGAUGGGCGUGAUGAAGAGGUUGCAGCGAAGCAGCACAACAUGCCUUUCUGGAGAAUCACAAAUCAUGCAGACCUCGUGUCCCUUCACCAAGCCCUCGAGUUAGACUUCCUGUAAGAAGUUGAAACGAAGGCAUGACUGCAGCUCCCACAAGCCCUCUCCGUCGCUGGGGAGGCAGAAAUCUCUUACAUUUGGGGACUCACUUUUCAGCUUGAUGAAGAAAACAUACCUAAUGCAAACUGUUCAGUAGAAUGUGACACCAGGUCAUUGCCUCAGGAGCACAGGCUCUGCCAAGUACAAAGUUAUCCUAGAAAGAGGCACUAGACUCAGCAGAGCUAGGGCUUGUCUGAAGAAGAGACUUAGAGCAGCCAGCUGAAUUCCUCUUGCAGGUAGUCUCCAGAGGGGAGGGUGAUACAACAGCCUUCUCCUUUCUGUUCAGUUUAGUUGUAGAACCCAAGUAAACACAAAACCUUAUUUUUAUAGAAAAAUACUGAUGGCAGAGGUGAACCUCCCUUGUUUUGCAAAGCUGAAAAAGCUAUGGUUUUUUUCCAUAGGAAAUAUUAAUGAAAAUGUCAAAAAUACCUCUGUUGCUGUGAAAUGUGUCCUCUCUCCUUCCCUGAGUGUUCAAAGCAGUUAAUUUAUUACAAUGUCCUUAUGUUAUUUUCUCAGUGUGGGAUUACUGGAAAAUAGAAAGUUAAGGGAAUGUUUCUGGGAUAUGUGGUUCCUGUAGAGGAAAGCGUUGCUGGUCUGAGUUGAUCGCAGUGGCUUCUGGUCAAUGUGUGCACAAGCCCUGUUAACAAGGAGAUCACUGGAUUUCAGAUAUCCGUGACCCAGACGUAGAUCCCACAGAUUUUCCCUGUAAAGGAAAACAAAACUGCCUGUGAACAUUAGAUACAGCACAACUCUAUUGCAAACUGCUCAGAUGUGAACAGAGUCCUUGUCUGGACUAGGAAUAAUUUGAGAGAACUAAAUUCUCAUGAAUGUUACAAAGAAAGGGUAUGGUUAUUAACCUUCACCUCUGCUUUCCUGACUCCAUUUGUGAGAGUAAGUUCCUUUUAGUAAAAUCAGAUUCAGUUUUCUUGUAUUCUUCUUUGCAUUAGCCUAACUACAUAGUUAGAAACAAAAGCCUUGUUAAGACGGACUUAAUUUUCUAAGACACUAUGACUUGGCAGCCUGGAGCACACUGGCCUUGGGAGUGAUGCUUACACUAAUUUUUCUGCUACCGUCUCAGAUCAAAAGGUUGGAGUCAGUGACCUGCAGUACCACAAGCCAGAAGUAGCCACUUGGAGACUGGGGACUGGCACGGGGCACUGGUUUUGUGCCAAGUCAAGGCUGUGACCAGUGGUAUCUGCCUCCUGCCUGUACCCCGAUGGCACCAAAUCAGCAGGUGCCAGGGGUUUCUGCAGGGAGGGCAGGUGUCAGCUGUGUCCCACCGCAGGCCUCUGCUGAUCCAAACACUGCAGCUGCACCCAGGACCUGCCAGGUCGCUGGUCUCCAGCCUGGUGUUACCUGCCUGGGACCCCAGGGAACUGCUCUGGAAGCAUGUUGCUCCAGGGAGGGUACUGCCCCACUGAGACUGUGCCCACAGAAGCAGGUGAUGUUUUCACUGCGGUCCUUUCACAGCAUCAGUUGCUGAGGAACAAUUGCCAUCAGUGCUGGGGGAGUUGCUCUGCUGUGCCCCAGGAGCCUUCCUGGGCAAGCUCUGGUCAGCACUCGGGGGGACAUGCUGAGAGCAUCUCCUGGGUUUGGAUCCCCAGAGCUACGGGACUGGACACAGGUCUCUGUUUCACAUGGUCCUUGCUCUACUCCUGUUUUUUAAUUAAAAAAGAAAAAAAAAAAAUCAGAGGAAUUUCUCCAAAGUGGUCCCAGGCAUUAGGAGCAGUCCACUUUCCACCCAGCUCCUUGCUGGGUGUUGGCCUUGUGCUCUGAUCUGAGCAGGAGCUCUGGGUCUGCGUAUUUCCCCAGGAAUUCUGCUUCAGGAGCCAUCUGUGUAGAAGCUGCUGCCCGAGAGCAGCACGGCCUCUCCUCCCAUUAGAAAAAUGUGAGAGCCAAUUUCUGCUGUAGGUGUUCCUGAACAGCUCAGGGGAGGAGGUGUCUUUUGGCUGCACUGGCCCAGCAGAGCCCUGGAGCGAGCUGGGGCCGUGUGUGUCCUGCUCAGCCUCAGGGGUUGCGGAGGAUUAAGAGCAGGAGCCCAUGGGGGAUGUUCUCCCCAUCUGCUGUGAGCACGGGGUGGAGGGCUCAGGGCUGUGACUGGUGUCCCCAGGCAGCAGCAGCAGCCCGGGAAGGUGUGUAGGUGUUUGGCAGCAGCGUGGGCCCCAGGCAGGGAAGGGAGAGGCGCUGCAGGGCUCUGGCUCCGUUACUGCAGGGUCCAUAAAGAGCUCAUCUGGGAUCCCUGGGACGUGUCGCUGCUGCGCCAGCCAGGGCGGAUCUGGUGGGGAGUGAGCUGCUCCAAGGAGCAGCCCCACUGCUCCCAGGGUCUGAAGUGUCUCCAGAAGACCAGGACUUAUUUGCAGUCACAGAAGAGUUUGUGCUGGAUCCUGAACAUCUCUGUGUGGCUCCCCAGCCCAUCCAAAGGUCUCCUGUAAGCAGGCUUGGGAUGUGUCCCAGCCCGUGAACCAGCCUGUUCGGGGCACGUCUCGUACUCCGGCUGGCUGAACUUUGGGAUUAAAACCUGUGCCUUAAACCUCCCACCAUCCGGUGUGGCCGAGUGGCCCCUUUGCUUCACUGGUGCCCGGAGCAGCUGGCAGGAGGGGGCUGGUGCGGCGAGGUGGGGUGGGUUUUGCCCAGGCGCUCGCUGCAAGUGCUGAACCCGAGGCACCACGCAGCCUGGCAGCUGGCUGGCUUUGCUUUGUGUUUGUUUACUUAAAAUGUUUUAAGGAAAUUUUAAGAUGGCAAAAUUUUAGCUGAGUGUGGAACUCUUGCUGCCAGUGACAUUUCAUACUGAUAUUUAUACGAUGUCUCCUUGAAUGUAUGUAAAGUACUUUUGUAAUAGGAGGUUGAUGGUACAUUUCUGUGUUUAUGUUUAAUAAAGGUUGACCUGACUAUUUUA
Molecule: messenger RNA, 4844 nt
Organism: Calidris pugnax (ruff)
Lineage: Eukaryota; Metazoa; Chordata; Aves; Charadriiformes; Scolopacidae
Gene: EYA3
Product: EYA transcriptional coactivator and phosphatase 3
Exons: 18
Coding region: 188-1912 (574 amino acids)
Biological process (GO): multicellular organism development; cell differentiation; positive regulation of DNA repair
Cellular component (GO): nucleus
Molecular function (GO): protein tyrosine phosphatase activity
Source: RefSeq, a predicted model, not a curated record